This is a messenger RNA of Closterium sp. NIES-65, 1932 nucleotides long. Lineage: Eukaryota; Viridiplantae; Streptophyta; Zygnematophyceae; Desmidiales; Closteriaceae. The record is from the annotation of a GenBank genome assembly.
AUGGACGGCUUUGAUGAUAAUCCGUUUGCCACCGGCGAAGACGCUCAGCCGUUCGUUGCUGGAGGCGGGAAGAAGCCUGCAGGCUCGCGAGUACCCGUCAACCCGCUCUCGUUGCCACCCGAGACUCUUGUACCCGUUAAGAAGCACAUCGGCACCAGCUCUAGUACCAGGGUCACGGACACGAGAAGCUCUUCCGCUGCUGCUGCUUCCGCUGCUACUGCUGGUGCUGUGGGUGCUGCAACUGCAGGCGCUGCUACUGCUGUCGGUGCAGCAGCCAAAGGCCCUGUAGCCAGCACCCAAGCGAGUGGUGCCUCUGCUGCAGAAGGGACGGCUCAUGACUUGACCUUCCUCGAACGUUUCUCAGCUUCCCCUGUCGCAUCCAGGGAAGAAUAUUCUGGUUCUAUUGACGUUGCUGGUGCUACUACUGGUGGUGCCGGUGCUGGUGUUGCUGGUGGCAGUGCUGGUGAGGCUGGUGGUUUUGAUUGGUUUGGGGACUUUUCGGAUCUUGGUCUGCCUGCAGUUGUGGAAUCUCAGCAGGAGGGGAAAUGGCAGGAGAAGAGGGGGGAGAAGAGGGAGGCAAAGGGAGAGGCAAAGGGAGGGGUGGGAAGAAAUGAGCUGAGGGGCCAAGACAAAAUCAAUGACACUGACACCAGCAAGGCUGGUGGUGAUGACGUCACCAGCAGCCCUGUGCUGACAUCAUCAUCGUCAGGGUAUAUCUCCUCUCUUCCCCCUGUAGAGUACUACGGCCCUGCAGGGAAGCUUCCCAGAACCAUCUUUGAUGCGCCCACGCGAAUGCCUGUUGACCCAAACCGGCCGGUUCCGCUCGUGGUGUGCCCCAAGCCUAAGGGAGAGGCUCGGGCGGAGGUUCGGCCAGGAGAAGGAAGGGGGAGGGAGGGCGGAAAGGCAUCUCCGUCUGCUGCAAUGUCUGCUCCUGGGACCUCCGCCCCGUUUCUCUUUGUGCCUUUCAGAGGCCUGGCAGCCCGAGCCAAGAGCAUAGCCUCGGACGACAGGCUCGGCGUGGUGUUCACAGGGCACAAGGACGGGCGCGUGCUAGUAUGGAGGGUGCUACUAACAGGAUGGGGAGCAAAGGGAACAAAGGGAGGCACAGGAGGCACAGGAGAAGGCACAGGAAGAGGUGCAGGAGUGAAGGCAGCUGGAGAAGCAAAGGAGUUCAAAAGGGGGUUGGGAAUCGGGUUGCGUGAUCCUCGAGUGCAGGUGGCACUGGUGGCGGACUGGCAGGCCCAUAUAGCCACUGUGACUGCUCUGGUCGUCACUCCCUAUGGCGAGCUGUGGUCAGCUGGUGAUCGUGGAAUCAUCAAGGCAUGGACCCGCCUCUCCCUCACCACCGAGGUUCAUCGAGCCAUGCACCAACUAGAGGAGGGCGUAGAGGAGGGGAGGGAUGGGGGGAGGUAUAGGCCAAUAGCAUCUGAUCUGCAGCAGCAGCAGAAUGCUGACGUGACAGGUGCGGCUGUGGCGGUCCGCAUCAGCCCUGCCUGCGUGGAGCUUCGGCAGCACCGAGGCUCGUCAGGCUCGGCAGUGGGCGAGCAGGCUCGGAACGACGUGGCGGAAUCCAGCAAUCCGAGAGGAUACAGUGGAAGUAGUACCAGCUAUGAAAAUCGCACUGCUGCUGAUCCUGCUACUGGCAAUGCUGCUGCCGGUGCCGCUGCUGGUGCUGCUGGUGGUGCUGGUGCUGGUGCUGGUGCUGGUGCUGGUGCUGCUGGUGGUGCUGGUGGUGCUGGUGGUGCUGGUGGUGGUGCUGGCAAUAACGCUGGUACACCACCCAGGGCACUAUCACCUGUAUCUGAGAGCAUGCAAGCUUUACCACCGCUGUCUGUUGUUUCAACCGCACGAGGAGCUGUGAGGGUGAUGGUGGCAGAUGCGGCUACUGGUUGGGUGUGGACGGCUGGGCCUGCCUCUGCUUGCAUCUGGUAA